UGACCACACGGCAGCUCAUCGCAGUGACGUCUCUGUCUCUACACCGGGCGGGAUAUCCGCAGUAGUAAAGCUAGCUAAUAACAUGGCGAAGACUUACGAUUACUUGUUUAAACUACUUUUAAUCGGCGAUUCAGGCGUCGGAAAGACCUGCGUGCUCUUCAGAUUUUCAGAAGAUGCCUUCAACUCAACGUUUAUCUCUACUAUAGGUAUUGACUUCAAGAUCAGAACAAUAGAAUUAGAUGGAAAGAAGAUCAAGCUACAGAUAUGGGAUACAGCAGGACAGGAGAGGUUCAGGACCAUCACAACAGCCUACUACAGAGGAGCCAUGGGCAUCAUGUUAGUGUAUGACAUUACCAACGAGAAGUCCUUUGACAACAUCAAGAACUGGAUACGGAAUAUAGAAGAGCACGCCUCAGCAGAUGUGGAGAGGAUGGUCCUUGGUAACAAAUGUGAUGUCAAUGACAAGCGACAGGUGUCCAAAGAAAGAGGAGAGAAGCUGGCACUGGAGUAUGGUAUCAAGUUCAUGGAGACCAGUGCAAAGGCGAACAUCAAUGUCGAGAAUGCCUUCUUAACCCUCGCCAGAGACAUCAAAGCAAAAAUGGACAAGAAGCUUGAGGGCAACAACCCACAGGGCAGCAGUCAAGGAGUAAAGAUUACAGAACAACCCAAGAAGAGCAGUUUCUUCCGCUGCACGCUCCUGUGAGGAGACGGGAGUGUUGACCACCAUCGCCUUAACUGUAUCCCCCACUGGACAGAACUGGACAGAGCACACUCUGAUCUCUUUUAUCCUACUCCACUUGUCUUCCUCCUUCUCUUCCUGGUUUGUCCUGUGCUUAUCUUCUAGGAACAACAAAAGCUUAUUGCUACCUUGGUUUACCAGUCUUCCUUUGACAUCUGUGGAACUAACUACUGUGGCCUCUGUUACAUGAUAAUUUUUUAUACAGUUGCUCCUCAGAUCUAUGGUUUCAACUUAAUUCCUUAAAAUUUUAUUGACUUUUAAAGACUGCCUCCUUGCGAGACACUUCGAGUGAUCAAACGUUUGUUUGGGGACUUUUGUUCCUUGCCUUCGGGCUAUUAUGGUCUGAUGCCUAGGUGUUUUUUUUUUUUUCACCUGUUGUCACUCGGUGAAGUCUUAUUUAUUCAGUCCUUAUCUGUAAUAGUAGUCCAAAUUAUACUUCCAGAAUAUGCUCAGUAGUCUAAUGGGCUUAUUAAUUUUUAUAUACUUAAUCUGUCAACUAAUGUGACCUACUGUAUGUCUCCAAGGUGAUCAGAGUACAAUCCCAGUUGAGUGCAGUUUUUUUGAACUAUUAUAGUGUGUGUAUGGAUUGGGCGGCCUAUAUUCCUGUAAAUCCACAUUAGAUAAAAGCAACAUGUAAAUAUGUAUCACUGAUUAUGAAGCAUCAACAUAUGAAACAGUAGUGCCAGUGCAUUUUACUUAUCAUAUCAACGUUGAAGUUUACAUGUCUUCUGUCCACCUUUCUUACUCAUGUCUUUCUAUGGAUUUCUUAGGCUGAAACAUUCCAUUCAUUCCUCCUGUGAACACUUUAAUGUGCAAUGCAGUGUAUGUAGAGUCCAGAGUUUGCCUGUCUUAAGUAUUCACACGGUUGCAGUAAGGCUGGGUUCUGGACAGCCUAUGCUUAUUUUAAGGGCACACAGAUUCCCUUUGUAAUUGCUUUCCUCAUUUUAGGUAUUGCAGUGUACUCUUUUAAAAAAGCAGGAUGUGUUUAGGAUCAAAGAGGAACUUUAUUUGAUGCACUUCUACAGUUGACUAGCAAUACCUAACUAUAACACCUGGAGGCAAUGCAGUUACACAGUGGCACAGAAGGAGUCGCCGCGAUGAUAACAUCAUUGAUAUAUGCAUUCAUACUUCUUCCAGUUGUCACUUCCAAUGGGGGAACAUGUACACAACUGUUUUUCUGGGCCUUGGAUAGGGGCUGUGCUGUAGCAGUAUUUAUGGAGUGAAACAAAACGUAGCACCAAAUGACAAAGUGCCCUUUAUGUUCUUAUUGAUUAUGCACUUUUCUUUGUUCUUUCUGUCAAAAAAAAAAGAAAAAAGUUCUUAACAUUUGUUGACUAUGUUUGUUGUAAGUCUUAAAUGAAAGCAAAGAAUA
Toxotes jaculatrix (banded archerfish) is the source of this 2111-nucleotide messenger RNA. Its product is annotated as ras-related protein Rab-8A. NCBI's taxonomy places the organism in Eukaryota, Metazoa, Chordata, Actinopteri, Toxotidae. Gene Ontology annotation, molecular function: GTPase activity; GTP binding. The coding region runs from base 83 to 703 and encodes 206 amino acids. The record is from RefSeq and is a predicted model, not a curated record. The transcript is spliced from 8 exons. Gene Ontology annotation, cellular component: dendritic spine; trans-Golgi network transport vesicle; synaptic vesicle. Gene Ontology annotation, biological process: neurotransmitter receptor transport to postsynaptic membrane; cellular response to insulin stimulus; regulation of exocytosis.